Molecule: messenger RNA, 1657 nt
Organism: Peromyscus eremicus (cactus mouse)
Lineage: Eukaryota; Metazoa; Chordata; Mammalia; Rodentia; Cricetidae
Gene: Otud3
Product: OTU deubiquitinase 3
Exons: 8
Coding region: 117-1295 (392 amino acids)
Biological process (GO): protein deubiquitination
Molecular function (GO): cysteine-type deubiquitinase activity
Source: RefSeq, a predicted model, not a curated record
GUCGCCGGGGCGCCGUCCCCGCUGCGCCGCUCCGCCGGGUAGCCGGCUGAGGCUGCGGCCCCGCGCUCUGCGGCUCCCGCUCCGGCUCCUUCCGCGGCGGGCCGUGUGCCGCAGCCAUGUCCCGAAAGCAGGCGGCGAGGAGCCGGCCGGGCAGCGGCGGCCGCAGAGCCGAGGCGGAGCGCAAACGGGACGAGCGAGCGGCGCGCCGGGCGCUGGCCAAGGAGCGGCGGAACCGGCCCGAGCCGGGCGGCAGCAGCUGCGAGGAAGAGUUUGUCAGCUUCGCCAACCAGCUGCAGGCCCUGGGGCUGAAACUGCGGGAGGUGCCGGGGGACGGCAAUUGCCUAUUCAGAGCUCUGGGUGAUCAAUUGGAGGGUCAUUCUCGGAACCAUCUCAAACACCGACAGGAGACAGUUGACUACAUGAUAAGGCAGCGUGAAGAUUUUGAGCCCUUCGUGGAAGAUGAUGUUCCUUUUGAGAAGCAUGUGGCCAGUUUGGCAAAGCCUGGUACUUUUGCUGGCAAUGAUGCAAUUGUAGCCUUUGCAAGAAACCAUCAGUUGAAUGUGGUGAUCCAUCAGCUUAAUGCCCCUUUGUGGCAGAUUCGAGGUACGGACAAAAGCAGUGUGAGGGAGCUCCACAUCGCCUACCGUUACGGGGAACACUAUGACAGCGUCCGGAGGAUCAACGACAACUCAGAGGCGCCGGCACAUCUUCAGACCGAUUUCCAGAUGCUUCAUCAAGAUGGAGCAAAUAAAAAAGAAAAGAUCAAAACAAAAGGGGUCGACUUUGAAGAUGGCCCACGAGAUGAAGUGGAAGAUGCUGUCCAGAAAGUUGGCAAUGCGACUGGAUGCUCAGAUUUUAACCUAAUAGUCCAGAACCUGGAAGCUGAAAAUUAUAAUAUUGACUCUGCAAUAAUCGCCAUACUUCAGAUGAACCAGGGGGAAGGGAACAAUGCAGAGGAGAACCUUGAGCCCAGUGCCCAAGUGUCGAAGCAGUGUGACCCUUCAUUGGAGGAGGCAGGCAGCGGCUCCAGGCUCAUGGAAGGCCAGACAGAAAACGGUACAGCCCAGGCCAGACCUAGUGAAGAGAAAAGAGCAAAUAAAAGCCAGAUCCUAAAGGUCACAAACAGGCAGCGGAGGGAGCAGCAGAGGCUGGAGAAGAAGAGACGGCAGGAGGAGAGGCACCGGCACAAAGCCCUGGAGAGCAGGGACAGCCACAGAGACGCCGCCAGCAGGGGCGAAGCAGAUGCGAACACACAGGUCACCUUGGUGAAGACCUUUGCUGCCCUGAACAUCUGACUCUCGGGACCCAGAGGUGGAGGAUGAAUGCUGCGGCCCAGGGGGCCCAGCCAGGUGGCCUCUGACAGCGCCCACACACAAGCCCACGGGAGUCAGUGUCCUUCAAGCUGCCUCUUGUGUCUUGAGCUUUGUCAGUGUUUUAUUGGGUGACAGUAGGUAAAGCCAUCCGCCUUCUGGAAACACAAACAAAGUACUGAGUCCUCGGUGGGUCAUGGGGCAGAGGUGGCUUUGGAGCGAGGCUUUAUUUGCCCUGCAUUUCAGAACAUGGUGAUUCUAGGCUCUUCCUUGACGUGUGGCGUGGGUUUGCUGUAAUUAUUCUUGAAGUCGUUUAGCACAAUCAUUAGAAAUCCAGUGACAACUUC